Molecule: messenger RNA, 2871 nt
Organism: Saprolegnia parasitica CBS 223.65
Lineage: Eukaryota; Oomycota; Saprolegniomycetes; Saprolegniales; Saprolegniaceae
Exons: 6
Coding region: 1-2871 (956 amino acids)
Cellular component (GO): trans-Golgi network
Source: RefSeq, a predicted model, not a curated record
AUGGGGCUGCAUGCAAACGCCGAGAUCUUGGUGUACACAAUGCCCGUCGGGAACCUCUCGAUGGAGCUCUACGAGGAGUACAUGGGCGUCCUCCAGAGCGCAGCCGUGAUCCCCAUCAGUAGCUUGACGCGGCCCGGCGGCUACAGCGCCGAGCUCUCGCCGUUCCGGUCGCUCUCGUGGGAGAGCUCGCAAGCGAUCAAGUACCGCUUCCUCGACAUGAACCGGGUGCUGCACCUGCCAUGCGAAGAGGUACAUGCGUCGCGCCGCCCAUUGGCGCUUCUCGGCAUCUGCCACUGCCCGACGACCGAGAACCUCCGGGAGGCGUACCACCACUUUACGACGGUCGCGGCGCAGUUCCCGACGACGAUCGCCCACAAGUGCUUCGCCUUUGAGCACGCGUUUGGCGCUGGCACGCUCGACGACGUCGCCGUCCUCGAUAACCUCGUCAUGUUCCCGCUCGCCGCGCCUUUGUCCGACGGCCACACGACGGUGUCACUGCACCUCCAAGUCGUGCUAGACUCGCUCACCGUCACGAUUCUCAUGUCGCUUGAGAGCUCGAUCCGCGCGGCCGUGCGACAGCACCAGCAGACGGGCUCCGCGGCCACGACCGACCAAGCGACCGCCGACGCGCAGCUCGGGCGCAAGUCGAUCCGCUCCAAGAUGGCACUGCGUCGGCGUCGAUUCCUUUGCAGGCGCUACCGGUGGCAGCGACGCCGGGGCGAACCCGAUCGGGCUCGAUGGUCCCAUCCACCACGACGGCAUCGGCGCCGUCGUCGGGUGGCGGUACGCUGGCUAUGGCUGGCGAUCAUGAGCUAUUUCGAUGAGUGUUUAGGCACGGGUUUGCUUGGACUGCUGGAGAAGGAGCCACGCGGCCGACGGCGCAUGAUCAUGCGGCAGCGCAAGCUCAUGGGCGACUACAGCCUCCUCCUCGCGUGCUAUAGCGACGCCCUCGAGUUCUACCUCUCGGCCCUCGACGGUCUUCGUGAGGACGAGCGCCGGGCGUCGAGUGCGUUCAGCGACACGCUCUGGCUUGCAGCGGCGCUCGAAGGCUACGUGACGAGCCUUGUGCUGCUCGUGGCGCCGCCAUUUCCAGGUGGCAACACGACCAAUGUGAAACUCAACGUCGAAGUCAUUGAGAAAGCGUCCGAGGCGAUCGUGCUGUAUGCCAAGGCGCAUUGCUUUGGCCUCGAAGCGCGCUUGGUUUCGGCCAUUGGCGACUACUACGUGGCCGUGCACGCCCAUCUCUCGGCUCAAAAAGGCACCGCCGACGAAGCGAUUUGGGUCCGGCAGCUCGCCCUCGAGACCCACGCGCGGCUCGUCGUCUGCUUUCCGUCGCUCUCGGUAGACCUCCGGUUGCAGCAUUUGCUCGAAAUGGCGGCGCAGUGUGGCCCCUUGCGCUGCGUGCGAAAGCAAGCGUUCUUCCUGCACGAAGCGGCGUCUCUCCUCGUGUACAAGCACCGCCUCGCGUCGCCGCCAAAAGUCGCCGACCUCCGCGCAGCGCUCUUCCUCGACCAAGUCGCGCUCGAGCUGCUCGACGACGCGACGAGCUGGGUCCACUUGCGGUUUCUCGUGCUGCGCCAGCUCGUCGCGAUCGCUCGGAUUUGCCACGCGUCGCCCGACACGAUUGUGCGCUACGCGCUCGCGCUCCUGCAGCUGCUCACGGCGCUGCGACGGGACGCCGCGUCCGCAACGCCAGUGUCGAUGCCGUCCAACAUUUGGAACGACGGCUUCCUCGAGCCGUUCUCGUCGUCGACGGCCGAGACCGACCGCGUGCCGGCACCGUUGCACGUGAAGACGCAGAGCGUCUACUACGCGCCGCCGCCAUCGUACGAAAAAGACGUGCGCAAGGCCAUGGCGAACGCGAGCUUCUUUGGCGUCAAGCAUCUGCCGACAACGAUGGCGGCCGCAACGACACCGCGCCUCCUCUCGACGCCACGGCAGCUCAUGACGGCGGUCCUCAACGUCCCAACGAGCUUUGGCGUCUCUGACAGCGCAAGAGAAAACCACCGGCGCGUCGACGUCACCGCCAAGAGCGCGGAUGCCGAGACGCCGUUCUUGGAACUGCACACGGACAUUGACGUGGCAUUGUGGCAGGGCGCGUGCUGGGCACUACUGCAGUCGGACCCUGGGAGCCGCACCCGAACGGUCGUCCCACUACUGGAUCGGCUGCUGGAUGUUCGCUCGAUGACGCCGUUGGCGCCACGCCCGCUCGUGCCCGCGUCCGAGGUUCGCCGCCUCGUGGACCCUGUCGCGGCCAAAGCGACGUUCAUGUACAACCCGUUCCAGGCAAAAACGACGGCGUCGGCAACGACCGUAGCGACAUCGUACGUCUACGCGCUCGGCGAUCUCGUCGGCAUCGAUGUCGAGGCGGCCAACCCACUGGACAUUGCACUGGUGCUGCCGCAGCUUCAAGCGUACUGCAGCGGCCACAUGCUCGCCUACCCCGCCGCCGCGAGUCUCACACCGCGCCAAGCGCGUGUUUCGGUGCUCUUGACGCUGCGCCCUCAAGCUGUCGGCGACCUUGUUCUCGAAGGCGUCGACUGCAUCUUGCCCCAGCAAACGCUCCAGUACCGCUUGCCCCGGCCCGUGAGUCUGCAGGUCGUCGAUGCGAUCGCGCUGGCCGACUGGAAAGGCGCAGAUGGACCGGUGACGCUCUUCGCCAACGAAGACCGCGUGCUGCCCAUCUCGCUGCGCAACGCAUCAACGGCCCAAAGCAUGGACGACGUGACGCUGCUUUUGUCGGUGCACCGGCAGACCGACGGGUUCCACGCCCCGGCCACGACCAUCCUCGCUCUCGGUGCCCCGGGUCGCGUUGCCAUCGCUGAUUUUGCCAUUGCUUGGGACGCCGUCGCACUAAACUCGGACGUUUGA